This is a messenger RNA of Peronospora belbahrii, 1035 nucleotides long. The record is from the annotation of a GenBank genome assembly. NCBI's taxonomy places the organism in Eukaryota, Oomycota, Peronosporomycetes, Peronosporales, Peronosporaceae.
AUGGCGUCGGAAGAUACGGAGAAGAAGCUGGACAUGUCGUUGGAUGAGAUCGUGCAGGAGCGGAAGACGGACGUAGCUACAACUGUAGCUACAAAUGCUAAUGACAAGGCAAAGAGCACGAAACGUGCUGAGCGUAUUGUGCAGUCAAGUCCGUAUGAAGCCAGAAAUGAUGAUGUAUAUCAAGAAGAAGAUCAAGACGUGGAAAUGGAGCAGUCAAAGCCUUUAGGAUGCCGCGUAUACGUGGGGAACUUAUCUUGGAGCAUUAAGAAGCAGGAUCUCAAGGAUCAUAUGGAGGCAGCGGGGCCUGUGGAACUUGCCACGGUGCUAGAAUGGAACGGCCGCUCAAAGGGGUGUGGCGUCGUCACGUACGAGACAGAGGAGGCGGCGCAGAACGCGAUCGCUACGCUCAAUGACACGGAGUUGGGUGGACGCAAGAUCUUUGUUCGUGAAGAUCGUGAGUCGCAGGCCACAUCUGCGGCAAAGCCAAAGCGUGGCUUCCGAGUCUAUGUCGGCAACUUGUCGUGGAAUGUCAAGUGGCAGGAACUUAAGGACCACAUGAAGAAGGCAGGCACAGUGGUGCAUGCCGAUGUGUUGGAGGAGACUAAUGGCCGAUCCAAGGGAUGUGGUCUCGUGGAGUAUGCCUCACAAGAGGAGGCCGCAAAAGCUAUUGCGGAGCUCAACAACACCGAGCUGGAAGGCCGACUCAUCUUUGUCCGCGAGGACAGGGAACCCGAGGGUGGCAGCAUCUCAAAGUUUGCUAAGCGUGUUUCGGCUCCGCGCGGUGGUGGUGAAGGCCGCCAGCUCUACGUUGGAAACCUCCCGUGGGACACUAAUUGGCAGCAGCUAAAAGACAUGUUCCGGACUGUGGGUGAAGUGGAACGUGCCGACAUUGCAGAGCACUCGGAUGGUCGCUCUCGUGGCUUUGGUAUCAUUCGCUACGUGAACGCAACAGAUGCGUUGCAAGCGAUCGAGCGCUUGAACGGUUUGGAAGUAGAAGGCCGGACGAUUGAGGUGCGCCUUGACAAGAGAGAGUAA